UUUCGUUGAUGGCUGCAGUAAGGAAUUCCGAUGAAUUAAUAGCCACCAGAUUUUUAUUAGGUGUUGCCGAAGCCGGUUUCGUCCCCGGCAUAUUGCUUCUUUUGAGCCUAUGGUAUAAACGAUCAGAGUAUGGAACGCGAUUUACUAUCUUUAUUUCUGGUAAUGUUUUGGCCGGAGCUUUCGGCGGAUUGUUGGCAUAUGUGAUCAUUGGAAACAUGAAUGGAAAGGCAAAUAUUCAAGGAUGGAGAUGGUUAUUUUUAUUAGAGGGAAUCGUUAGUUUUAUCGUUUCUCUUAUUGCCCUUUUAAUUAUUCCAGGCUUUCCUGAGGAUGAAAAAUUUCUAACGACCAAAGAGAGACAGCUUCUAAUGUCUCGCCUUCACCCAGAACAUGGAACAGCUGGUGAACAGAUACGUACAGUCACCAUAAAACACGCAUUAUUCAUAACACUCAAAGACUGGAGAGUCUAUCUGAUGGUGUUACAUAACAUUUGUAUCAAUACCGCACUAAAUUCGAUAUCAUUAUAUUUACCAACCCUCAUAUAUAAAAUGGGAUUCGAUUCUUUGAAGACUCAACUGCUGACUUUGCCACCCUAUUUCUUUGGGUGGCUUUUUUCGUUAGUGGUCUCUUUGCAUUCUGAUCACGUGCAACUAAGAGGACAUCAUAUUAUUUGUUGUGCGAUUAUAGGUGCAAUCGGUUUUCUUAUGUUGGCAAAUUUGAAAAAUGCGGGAAUGCUAUAUUCAGCUACAUUUUUAUGCACAUCAGGUACAUGGGCAGCUGGUGCAAUGACUCUUGCAUGGAUACCAAAUAUUUUUUAUCAUCCUCGUGAAAAACGUGCAAUCGCCAUAGCCCUCAUUCUCUCUGCCGGAAUUAUCUCUGUCAAAGGUCACAUGAUCAAUGCAUCUUUUCUGUUGAUAGCCGCAAUUUGCGCCAUAAUUAUGAGAUUAGUGCUGAAACGAAAGAACGAAAAGAUGCGUCAGUCCGAAGACGAAAAAAAAUCAACACACAAAAUUCCUUAUAUCCUGUAA
This is a messenger RNA of Acaulospora morrowiae, 1025 nucleotides long. Lineage: Eukaryota; Fungi; Glomeromycota; Glomeromycetes; Diversisporales; Acaulosporaceae. The record is from the annotation of a GenBank genome assembly.